Mixia osmundae IAM 14324 is the source of this 1188-nucleotide messenger RNA. RefSeq lists its product as uncharacterized. Lineage: Eukaryota; Fungi; Basidiomycota; Mixiomycetes; Mixiales; Mixiaceae. Bases 39 to 953 code for a protein of 304 amino acids. The transcript has 3 exons. The record is from RefSeq and is a predicted model, not a curated record.
UCACUCGCGCCCGAAUAUCAUCAACGAAUGUACAGCCAAUGUCACACCCUAGACAGCCCAAGCGAAGAGUGAGCUUGAAGCAGCGCGGGUUGGGCACUUGGCCAGACGACAAACUCAGGCAAAUCGAUCAAGCAGCAUGGGCAACUGCAGCAGCCUAUGCCCUCGUCGAACAGAUCUGGGAGACCAAAGCGUUCUGCGAAUCAGGCGACGAAGAGAGCUCGUCUUCAUCUGAUGCUGCCUCUUCUAGCAGUGGGCAAAAGUCAAAGGCCACAUCACGCGGUAGGCCAAGACAGACAGAGACACAAAUACAGCCCUCGCCUUCUGAUCCGGAGAGACGUUCAGCCACGCCAGCGCGUCAGAUCACGCCACUGAGGAGACGGAUCGUGCUCGACAGUCCAUCCACGUCCGACGACGACGACGCGCCAGGCACAAACGGACACACGCGCAAGAGUACGCCUGCCGUUCAUGGCUACACCCCUCCACCGCUGUCAGCAGCGCAAACGCCCGCUCUGUCAGAAACAUCUUUGCCUGAUGUGCAAGCAGAUGGUCCAGCCGAAGCCACUCGCGCUGACUAUGUCGAAAUGAUAACGGCCAGUGCAGAGCUCUACAACUUACCGGUUGCGAAAGCUGCCUCUCUCUGGUGGGCAUGCGGCGGGAACGCGACGACGAUGAAGUCGAUACAAGGCGCCAUAGAUGCUAAUCUGCCCGCCGUCGCUCCGACCUCAUGGGAUGCUUUCCUGCGGAUGCUCUGCUGGACGAGCGCAGACGAUCUCGCCGCAUUGGAAGCCGUCGGCCUGGUGACCUCGCUCGAAGAGACCCAGGAUACCCAGCUCGUCAACGAACUCAGGAAUCGAAAGUCGGAUGGCGGGAUUGACGAGAGGGCUCACUUCCUGCAGAAAUACGACUGGCUUCUCUCCUCGAACGCUCAGGCAGGCUACCCCUUUGUUUUAUGACUGUUGCAAUCUACUGUUUUCCUUUGUAGUAACUCAAGAUGAGCGCUUCUUGUCUUGCUCUGCAGCCUCCUUGAAUAUCUUUUCGAUGCUCUUCCAGACCGUCUCGGGUUUCUGGGCAGCGUCAACACCGUGCCAGACGCCUUUUUUUCUUGUAGUACUCUGCGACAGGGCCAGUCUGCUUGUGAUAAGUCGAGAGGCGGUUCCUCAGCGUUUCCGCAUUGUCGUCACUGCGCUG